AUGUCAGAUGCGGCCAUGGACACCAGCUCUGAGAACACCACCAAGGACUUGAAGGAGAAGAAGGAAGUUGUGGAGGAGGCAGAAAAUGGAGGAGAUGCACCUGCCAAUGGCAAUGCUAAUGAGGAAAAUAGGGAGCAGGAGGCCGACAAUGAGGUAGAUGAAGAAGAGGAAAAAGGUGGGGAGGAAGAGGAGGAUGAGGAAGAAGGUGACGGUGAGGAAGAGGAUGGAGAUGAAGAUGAGGAAGCUAAGGCUCCUAUGGGCAAGCGUGUAUCUGAGGAUGAUGAGGAUGAUGUUGACACCAAGAAGCAGAAGACUGAGGAGGAUGACUAG
This is a messenger RNA of Arvicola amphibius (Eurasian water vole), 330 nucleotides long. RefSeq names its product prothymosin alpha-like. Gene Ontology annotation, molecular function: histone binding. Gene Ontology annotation, cellular component: nucleus. Gene Ontology annotation, biological process: positive regulation of transcription by RNA polymerase II; negative regulation of apoptotic process. NCBI's taxonomy places the organism in Eukaryota, Metazoa, Chordata, Mammalia, Rodentia, Cricetidae. Bases 1 to 330 code for a protein of 109 amino acids. The record is from RefSeq and is a predicted model, not a curated record. The transcript has a single exon.